Colletotrichum lupini is the source of this 159-nucleotide messenger RNA. RefSeq lists its product as uncharacterized. The transcript has a single exon. The record is from RefSeq and is a predicted model, not a curated record. The annotation marks the transcript as partial. Lineage: Eukaryota; Fungi; Ascomycota; Sordariomycetes; Glomerellales; Glomerellaceae.
AAUACGUUAACGGCGGGUAUUAUAAAAAUUAGUUUCGGCCUAAGUAAAGAAAUCGUCGCCCUAGGUAUAGUAAAAAUAAAGACGUACUUCGGAAUAAUAACUUUUUAUAUUUUACCCAUUAAUACUUUAUUUCUCCUAUAUUUAAAAAAUAUAGAUUAA